AGUAGCCAUUUUGGUCCCACCUAACCCCGACAGAGCAGCUUCACUUCGGGCCGUCGGAGAUGGAAGAAACCGAGUCGACGGCGAGUAUUUCAGCCACCUAAAAAGAAAACCUUUCUGAACCCCCACCCUCCCCGACCCCUGUACCCCCCCCUCGGACACACGGACCGGUGACAGUCGACGCCAUGGCGGCCGCUUUGUGAGACAGUUGUUCUUUGUGGAAGUGGCGACCGACAGCGCCUUUUACUUUAGUUAGCUUCACUGACUCAAACACAAAAACGGACAGACGGACACUGAUUUUUUUUUUUUUUUUUUUUUUUUUUGAAACACAGGCCAUGAACGGUAUGUACGCGCCAUGUAAGAUAUCGAUUAGGUUAUUAUAGGGAUUUUUAUUUUUUAUUUUUUUUUUAUAUAUAUAUAUUAUUUCUGUUCAGGUGCUCGGCUCUAACACGUCCGGUCUGGAUCUUUUUUUUUGGAAACAGUCACGAUCCAUGCUGAGACAGUUCCCUCCGGAGAGAGCUGCAAAGCACAGCAAUACUUUAAUUCUGUCGGACUGAAGAAGGGUUGUUUUUAUUAUUAUUUUAUUUGUAUUUUGUGGAUUUGUGGACGGCGACUGGUGGAAGAAGGACGAAUAAAAGAUGUCAACAAAAACUCCUUUACCUACCGUCAACGAGAAGGUGACGGAAAGUCACACGUCUCACAGUAAUGGCCGUCAGGAGAUCACCACGCGCUCGGGCCGGACCGGCGUGCGAUCCCGCAGCUCCGAGGAGGCGCAGCAGCCCCACGUCGGCAACUACCGGCUGCUCAAAACCAUCGGGAAGGGCAACUUCGCCAAGGUCAAACUGGCCCGACACAUCCUCACCGGCAGAGAGGUGGCAAUUAAGAUAAUAGACAAGACGCAGCUGAACCCAAACAGCCUUCAGAAGCUCUUCAGAGAAGUUAGAAUAAUGAAGAUCUUGAAUCAUCCCAAUAUAGUCAAGCUUUUUGAAGUGAUUGAGACGGAGAGGACGCUCUACCUGGUGAUGGAGUAUGCAAGUGGAGGAGAAGUCUUCGACUACCUGGUUGCACAUGGAAGAAUGAAGGAAAAAGAGGCCAGAGCUAAAUUUAGACAGAUUGUAUCGGCGGUGCAGUACUGCCACCAGAAGCACAUUGUUCACAGAGACCUCAAGGCAGAGAACCUGCUCCUCGACGCAGACAUGAACAUCAAGAUCGCAGAUUUCGGCUUCAGCAAUGAGUUCACGAUGGGCAACAAGCUGGACACGUUCUGCGGUUCUCCGCCGUACGCGGCGCCGGAGCUUUUCCAGGGGAAGAAGUACGACGGGCCGGAGGUGGACGUCUGGAGUCUGGGGGUCAUUCUGUACACGCUGGUCAGCGGCUCGCUGCCCUUCGACGGACAGAACCUCAAGGAGCUGCGUGAGCGUGUGCUCAGAGGGAAGUACCGCAUCCCUUUCUACAUGUCCACGGAUUGCGAGAACCUCCUCAAACGCUUCCUGGUGCUCAACCCGGCCAAGCGGGGUACUCUCGAGGUGAGGGAGGACGCAGAAAAUCAAAUCAUGAAGGAUCGAUGGAUCAAUGCAGGAUUUGAAGAGGACGAGCUCAAGCCUUACACUGAACCAGAGCUGGACAUCACGGACCAGAAGAGAAUAGAUGUGAUGGUGGGGAUGGGCUACAACCUGGAGGAGAUCCAGGACUCUCUGGCCAAGAUGAAGUAUGACGAGAUCACAGCCACGUACCUGCUGCUGGGCCGGAAGGCCUCUGAGCUGGAGCCCAGCGAGUCGGCCUCCAGUAGCAACCUGUCUCUGGCCAAACCGAGACCCAACAGCGAGCUCAACGGACAGUCGCCCUCCCACCUCAAAGUCCAGAGGAGCGUCUCCUCCAACCACAAACAGAGACGUUACAGCGAGCAAGUCGGCCAGAACGUCCCUCCAGGGAUGGCUCAUCCAAAGAGGAGUCAGACCACCACAGCGGAGAACAGCACCAAGGAGGAAGGAGGAGUCCAGCUCCGUAAACCCACCACCCCGGGGAGCCGCGGGGCGCCACCCUCCAGCCCUCUGCUGGGCAACGCCAACAACCCCAACAAGGCCGACAUCCCUGACCGCAGGAAAGGCGCCACCACUGGCCCGAGCAAUAACACCGCGUCGGCAGGUAUGACCCGGAGGAACACGUACGUCUGCAGUGACAGAAACAACGCGGACCGCCUCUCCGUCAUUCCCAACGGGAAGGAGAACAGCAGUGUCGCCGUGUCGCCCAGCAGCCAGAGGAACCCGGUGGCGUCGAUCCACAGCAUCGCCAACGCCACCACGCCCGACCGGCUGCGCUUCCCGCGAGGCACCGCCAGCCGCAGCACCUUCCACGGGGGCCAGCUGAGGGACCGCCGCACGGCCACGUACAACGGCCCGCCGGCCUCGCCGACCCUCUCCCACGACGCCACUCCUCUCUCGCAGACCCGCAGCCGUGGAACCAGCAACCUGUUCUCCAAACUCACCUCCAAACUCACCCGCAGAAACAUGUCAUUCAGGUUUACCAAAAGAGUCUCAACCGAGUUUGAGAGAAACGGGAGACUUGAGGGCUCAAGUCGCCAUGUACCUGGGGAUCAAAAAGGGGAAAAUAAAGACAGUAAACCCCGCUCCCUCAGAUUCACUUGGAGUAUGAGGACCACCAGCUCCAUGGAGCCUUGCGACAUCAUGCGGGAGAUUCGCAAGGUGCUCGACGCCAACAACUGCGACUACGAGCAGCAAGAGAGUUUCCUGCUUCUUUGCGUCCACGGGGACGGGCGAGCCGAGAACCUGGUCCAGUGGGAGAUGGAGGUUUGCAAGCUGCCCCGUCUCUCCCUCAACGGCGUCAGGUUCAAACGGAUAUCCGGAUCAUCCAUCGCUUUCAAAAACAUUGCUUCCAAAGUUGCCAACGAGUUAAAGCUAUGAAACAAAAUACAAUUCAAUAAAAUUUAAAAAAAAGGGUUUAAAAAAAGUAUACAUAUAUAUAUCUAGAAGUAUUUAAGCUGUACAAUCAUCCAAGUAGCAGUUUCCAAAAUGUCUCCCCCCCCCCACCCCCCACCCCCUUUUUUUAAACAAAAUACAGAGUAUGUAUUGAAUAUUAUAAUGUAUAGAUUAAGGCUUUUGGCAAUAAUCACUGAAUUUACCUACUAAUAUCUCAGUCUAUUCUGGCCACACGGGGUCGACAUUAACGAGUUGAAUAUGAUUUGUCAUGCUGUGAAUGUGGACACACACAAAAAAACAAAAAAAUUUACAUUUCUAGUCUUAUUUAUUUUUAUUUUUUUUUUCUCUCUCCUGGAAAAAGAAAAAUAUUACGUAGCUUUUUUUUUUUUUUUUUUUCUCUUCGUUUUCAGUGUAAAUAAUGUAUCUUACUUUAAGACGGCUUCACUGCAAUACUCUUUUUGUUUUGUAUUUCGUUUAAAAAAGUAGAGACGACGAUGAUGAUGAUGAUGAUGAUGAUGAUGGGGGAGGGAGGGGAGGGCUGGGAGGGGGAGGGAGUCAGUGUAAAAGGGUCACUCAUGUCUCAAUUAAAGUGUCUGUCAACUUGAACGUCCCCCCCCCACCCCCCCGUCUCACGCUGAUCAUUUGUAACCCCGGACACACAGUCGAGAUGAAAAAUAUAAAAACGUUUUGCUUCCA
This is a messenger RNA of Dicentrarchus labrax (European seabass), 3629 nucleotides long. RefSeq names its product MAP/microtubule affinity-regulating kinase 3a (gene mark3a). Gene Ontology annotation, biological process: intracellular signal transduction; protein phosphorylation. The coding region runs from base 636 to 2918 and encodes 760 amino acids. Gene Ontology annotation, molecular function: ATP binding; protein serine/threonine kinase activity. NCBI's taxonomy places the organism in Eukaryota, Metazoa, Chordata, Actinopteri, Moronidae. The transcript is spliced from 18 exons. The record is from RefSeq and is a predicted model, not a curated record. Gene Ontology annotation, cellular component: cytoplasm; plasma membrane.